AUGGCGCAAACAAGGGUUAUGAUGAUUGCCGUGUUGUUCAUGUUUGGCCUUGCAUCAUUGUGUCCCCAUGCCUCCGUCCAGUCAAGCAAGACAGACUUGGAAGCGCUGUUUAAUUUUAAAGCAAGCAUCACCAACUUCUCCCUGACUGCAACCUCGGCGUCCUCUCCAUGCUCGUCGGUAGGAAUCACUUCCAGCAGUCACAGCUCUGUUGGAGAGGACCAACAUGGAGCUUCGGCAGCAGCAUUGCGAGCUUCAGCACAUAUACGGGUGAGAGCGCUUUCAACUGGCGGAUCUCAGUGUGUUCUCGAUGCAGGGCAACAAUCUGUCCGGACCCAUACCUCCAGUUGCAAUUGCGUCCGCCUCACGACUCUUAACCUGGGCAACAAUACUCUCUCGGGAAACAUUCCUUCGCAGAGUGGGAAACUUGUGAACCUCGACCGCUUCGUUCUCUCCUACAAUCAGCUCACUGGACCAAUUCCCGCUGGGAGUGCAGCCGAUUUUUGCGACCCGACCUUGCUCGAGUCCAGCUUUUUGGACCUCUCCAACAACCGCUUGAAUGGGAGCAUCCCGACCACUAUCGGAGAGUGCGUGUUGUUGGUGGAGCUCUGA
Messenger RNA from Physcomitrium patens, 609 nucleotides. Lineage: Eukaryota; Viridiplantae; Streptophyta; Bryopsida; Funariales; Funariaceae. The record is from RefSeq and is a predicted model, not a curated record.